AUGGAUGUUGAAAUUGACAAGGUGGUCAAGCUGGUGGAGGCCCUCUCAGUUUGGAAGAGUUGCGCUCCGUCAUGGUCACUUCAACUGAAAAGCCACGCUUGGUGUGGCAGCAUUUGCCACACCGAUUCAGCAAAGGCGUGCAAGCAAUUGGACCAGCCAGAGGGGCUCUUGUAUUUCAGAACCUUGCAAGGGCGGCAGUUCAGCCAGUUCAAGCUAGCUCACACAAAUGUUUGCCACAAGCCUCCGCAUCCCGAGUUCACGAAGAAUUUCCACGUGAAGUUUUGGAAUGGACGUGAGUGGGAUGAGAAAGACGUGGUGGGAGGAACGCAGAAGAUGGACGGCUUCUUCAGUUCCUUUUGCCGGAAGGUCGGAAGACAGGCCUUCAACACUGUGGGGCCGACUCCCGAGCGUGCGGAUGCUUUAGAGAAGCAGCUGAACCAGAAAGUUCGUUUGUUCCAGUUGCAGUUUUGGUUUUCAGGCUCCGAUGUGUUUCAAAUUUUCGGGGCUGUGCGACGGGCCGAGAGGACCGAGAGCGGCAGUGCAUCUUUGGCCGCUCUGUCUGUGUUCCAGCCCAUGUUCAAGGCUUCUGCCCAACCAGAGCAGGAGUCGCAGAACGCUCAAGGCGACCAGCACAUCUCCGAAGAGGAGUGUAGCCUGCAGUCGGCUUUGUUCGACGAUGAGUGA
Molecule: messenger RNA, 684 nt
Organism: Symbiodinium natans
Lineage: Eukaryota; Dinophyceae; Suessiales; Symbiodiniaceae
Source: the annotation of a GenBank genome assembly